AUGGCCAGCAGUAAAGGGGUUCUCAGCGCUAGCAGCAUUGGAAAACUACGAGACGAAGUUAUAAACACUCCAGAUGAAGUCGAGCAUACAAAGGGCGAUAUUUUGUUGAGACAAUUGGAUUCAGCUCCUGAUUCACCAAUGAAUAAUAUGGGACACGAACAAUUAUCCAUCAUAGGGACCCUAUAUCAGCUCAGAUAUCGAAGAUUGAAAAACCUGGACGACAUCUCAAAGGCCAUCAAGUAUCACAGCAAGGCAUUGGAUCUAACUACAGCCGAAGGUCUGGAUCUGCCAGAGAGAUGCACGAGUUUGGGGGUAUCAUACAGGGACCGAUACAAACACAUACACGACUUGGUAGACCUAGUCAAGGCAAUCGAGUGCAAGACUCGUGCACUCCAGCUUACCCCUGAUGGCCACUCAGACUUGCCAGACCGGCUUUUCAAUCUGGGGUUGUCACUUAGAGAUCGGUAUAAGCACCUGGACGACCUGGCGGACCUAGCCAAGGCAAUCGACUACUUCACUCGUGCAAUCAAACUCAUUUCUAACGGCCAUCCCGAAUUACCAGACUGGCAUGUCUGCCUAGGUACUUCAUAUACCGACCUUUAUGAAUUCACGGGUAAGCUGGCGGAUAUCACAAAGGCAAUCGAAUACAAUACGCGCGCAACCCAGCUCACUCCUGAUAAGCAUCCAUCCUUGCCCCAACGGCAUGAAACUCUGGGGGUAUCAUACGGUAAUCGCUAUAAACGCAUGGGAAACCUGGGGGACUUAGAGAAAACAUUCGAAUGCUUCACUCGUGCGCUCGAACUCACUCCUGACGGCCACCCUGACUUGCCAACUCGGCAUACCAAUCUGGGUGCGUCAUACAAGGAACGAUACAAACGCAUGAAGAACCCGGCGGACCUAACCAAGGCCAUCGAAUGUAACAUUUGCGCGCUAGAACUAACCACUUAUGACCAUCCAGGCUUACCAGACCGGCAUACUAAUCUGGGAGUUUCAUACAUGGAUCGAUAUAAAUGCGUGGGCGACCCUACAGACCUAUCUAAGGCAAUUGAAUGCUACACGCGUGCACUCGAGCUCACUCCUGAUGGCCACCCAUCCUUGGCAGACCGACAUGCCAGUCUAGGAGUGCCAUAUACCGAUCGAUACCGGCGUAUGGGCGACGUGUCGGACCUGGCCAAGGCCAUCGAAUGCAAAACUCGGGCACUCGAACUUACUCCUGACGGCCAUCCAUCCUUGCCAGACCGACAUACCAGUCUAGGAGUGUCAUACACCGAUCAAUAUCAACGUACGGGAGACCUGGCAGACCUGGUCAGGGCUCUUGAAUACAACACUCAUGCACUGAGCCUCACUCCUGAGGGCCACCCACGCUUGCCAAUCCGGCAUGCUAAUCUGGGGGUGUCAUACGGGAAUCGAUAUCAACGCCUCGGUGACCUAGCAGACCUAGCGAAGACAAUCGAAUGCUUCACCCGUGCGCUCGAUCUCACGCCCGAGGGCCAUCCAAACCUGGCGGACCAGCAUACUGGUCUGGGGGCGUCAUACCGGGAUCGAUAUCAACGCAUGGGAGAGAUGGAGGAUCUGGUCAAGGCGAUUGAAUGCUUCAUUCGUGCACUCGACCUCACUCCUAAAAAUCACCCAGACUUAUCACGUCGACAUGGGAAUCUAGGGAUAUCAUACACCGAUCUAUAUAAACGAACGGGCGAGAUGGCAGACUUAUCAAAGGCAAUCAAAUGCGAGAUACGUGCACUUGAACUCACUCCUGAUGGCCAUCCAGGCUUACGAGACCGGCAUACCGGUCUAGGGGUGUCGUACAACGAACGAUACAAACGCAUGGGCGAUCUUGAGAGCCUGGCAAAAGCGAUUGAACACAACAAUCGUGCACUCGAGCUCACUCCUGAUGACCACCCAUCCUUGCCUAGUCGGCACGCCAAUCUGGGUAUAUCAUAUACUGAUCGAUAUAAACGCAUGGGCGAUCUUGAGAGUCUGGCAAAAGCGAUUGAACACAACGAUCGCGCACUCGAGCUCACUCCCGAUGACCAUUCAUCCUUGCCUAGCCGACAUGCCAAUCUAGGCAUAUCAUACACCGAUCGAUAUAAACGCAUGGGCGAGAUCGUGGAUCUAGUCAAGGCAACCAAACACAACAGUCGUGCACUCGAACUCACUCCUGAAGGCCAUCCAUCCUUGCCUAGCCGGUAUGCCAAUCUGGGCAUGUCAUACGCCGAUCGAUAUCAGCGCAUAGGCGACCUGGCGGAUCUGGUCAAAGCAAUCGAAUGCGCCGCCCGCGCACGCGUUCUUACUCCUGAAGGUCAUUCAGACUUGCCAGAACGGUAUGCCGACUUGGGGACGUUAUGCAGAGAUCGGUACAGACGCAUGGGCGACUUGUUGGACCUGGCGCUCGCAAUUGAAUGCGAUACUCGCGCAAUUGACCUCACUCCUGAAGGCCACCCUAGCUUGCCGGGCCGACACGCCAAUCUAGGGAUCUCAUACGGCGAAAGGCAGCGACGCACAGGCAAGCUGGAGGAGCUUUCGAAGGCAAUCGAAUGCUUCACUCGUGCACUGGAUCUAAUUCCUGAUGACCAUCCAAAAUUGCCAGACUUGCAUCAAAGCCUGGGAACGUCAUAUCGGGAUCGUUAUAAACGCGUUGGAGACACGGCAGAUCUCAUUAAGGCUAUCGAAUCCAGUACUCGUGCGUUGGACCUCACCCCCAAUGACCAUUCAGCCUUGGCAAACCGGUAUGCUAAUCUAGGGGUGUCUUAUACUGAUCGAUAUGAACUCAUGGGUGACCCGGUGGACCUAUCAAAGGCAAUCGAGUUCAGCACUCAUGCACUUGAGCUCACCCCUCUCGGCCACCCCGAUUUAUCCAAACGCCACUUCCAUUGGGCCGGUCUUUCACAUCUCCGGUACCAACACACCUAUGAUUACUCUUACCUUGCUGCAUCUAUUGGGUUCUUUCGCAAGUCCACCCAGCUUCUUAAUGGAACUCCACGCGUAGUAUUCGGCCAUGCCCGCCAGUGGGCCAGCCUUGCUUCCAAACAUUCUUACCUUAGCCCCAUCGAAGCCUUUCAAGCAACGAUCGACCUUCUCCCUCAUUACAUCUGUCUUGACUCUACUAGUACUCAGCGGUAUCAUGAUUUGCAUUUUCUAGGUCAGAACCUCGCUGUACGAGCUGCUUCUGCUGCCAUUCAGUUCUUCAAGUACAGUCUAGCAAUGGAGUGGCUGGAGCAUGCACGAUGUGUGAUAUGGAACCAGAGUCUGAUGCUUCGCGCUCCUUUAGAUGACCUAAGAGCUUCUCACCGCGACCUUGCCUCCCAGCUAGAGCACAUCAGCAACCAGCUUCAUCUUGCCAGUUCGGAUACUUACAUUCCAGAGCAUCGUCAUCGCCUGGCUGCGGAGUACGUCAACCUACUAGAUCAUGUGCGUCACCAUCCCGGAUUCGAGAACUUUCUGCUGCCAACCAAAUGGAAUGGUCUUUUACGUGCCGCUCGAUACGGGCCUGUCGUGGUCAUCAACUGUUACGAAGCUCACUGUGACGCCCUUUUCAUCUUGCCCGGACACAACCAUGUCAGUCAUCUCAGCCUUCCCAAGUUUGAUCAGCAGAAAGCGCAAAAGGCUCGGUCGGAAAUAGAGCGGAUGCUACGAGAUAAAGGCAUCCGGGAGCGCACGUACAGGAUCAAGUUUCGUCGACUGGGAGACACCGAGCCAGACGCUGGACCUGUGCUUGCCUCGUUGUGGCAUGAUGUGGUGAGGCCAAUACUUGAUCAUCUGGGCUACACGAACGAUCAUUCGAGUGGUGCUCUACCUCAUAUCACUUGGUGUCCCACCGGCGUCAUGUCCUUCUUACCGCUACAUGCAGCCGGGGACUACGACCAGCCGCGGUCAAGAGUGUUCGAUUACGCGAUCUCAUCGUAUACCCCAACUCUCGCCGCUCUCCUUAGCUCUUCUCCUCGAUCUCUCAACCAGGCUACUAAAGUACUUGCUAUCGGUCAAACCAACACACCCGGCUGUAGCUCACUGCCUGGCACCGCUAGGGAGCUGGCCUGUCUCGAGUCUCAUACCAGAGGCAAAGCCAGCUACUCGCAGCUAGUGGAGGACGAAGCGACGGCUACGGCUGUGCUGGAUGCGAUGGAACAGCAUGACUGGGUGCACCUUGCAUGCCAUGCUCACCAGAACCUCAAAGACCCAACGAAGAGCGGGUUCUACUUGCACGGCGGCACGCUCAACCUUUCAGCCAUCAACCAGCGGACAUUCCGGAACAAGGGACUUGCAUUCUUGUCUGCCUGUCAGACUGCCGCAGGCGACCAGACACUACCUGAUGAAUCUAUCCAUCUGGCCUCGGGGAUGCUGAUGGCUGGGUACCCGAGUGUUAUUGGGACGAUGUGGUCUAUGAUGGAUGAGGAUGCGCCGUUUGUAGCGGAUAAGGUGUAUGCACGGCUGAUGCAAGAUGGACAUUUGGGGAACGGGGAAGCGGGAAAGGCACUGCACGAUGCUGUGGCGGGGCUGCGUGAGAAGGUCGGGGAGAAGGAGUUUGCUCGAUGGGUGCCGUACAUCCACAUAGGCUCAUAG
Molecule: messenger RNA, 4557 nt
Organism: Rhizoctonia solani
Lineage: Eukaryota; Fungi; Basidiomycota; Agaricomycetes; Cantharellales; Ceratobasidiaceae
Product: CHAT domain protein
Exons: 4
Coding region: 1-4557 (1518 amino acids)
Molecular function (GO): protein binding
Source: RefSeq, a predicted model, not a curated record